GUUUAUCCUUCCCUCUUCAUUUACUCCCUCUCUAUUCUUCUCCCAGCAAGAGGAUUGAUUCUUCUUGUCUGUUAACUCUUGUGUUGUGUGCCUUGCAAUCUAUCCUAUCAUCUACCUACAAUCUUCUUUAUUCUUCUUCCUUCACAUUUACACACACAUUCAAGAUGGUUCAGUCUUCCGUCUUGGGUUUCCCCCGUAUGGGAAAGCUCCGUGACCUCAAGAAGGCCACUGAGGCUUACUGGGGUGGAAAGAUCUCCCGUGAUGAGCUCUUGAGCGAGGGAAAGAGACUCCGUGCUGAGCACUGGAAGCUUCAGAAGGAUGCUGGGGUCGAUAUCAUCCCCAGCAACGACUUUGCUUUCUACGAUCAGGUCCUCGACCACAUCCAGCUCUUCGGUGUCAUUCCCGAGCGUUACAGCAAGUACGGUCUUGACCCCCUCGAUGAAUACUUCGCCAUGGGCCGUGGUCUCCAGAGACCCGCCAAGGAUGGCCAGCCCGCCGUCGAUGUUCCCGCCUUGGAGAUGGUCAAGUGGUUUGACUCCAACUACCACUACGUCAAGCCCACCCUCCAGGACAACCAGACUUUUAAGCUCGCUGCCGAGCCCAAGCCCGUUGUUCAGUUCCUCGAGGCCAAGGAGGCUGGUGUUGUCACUCGCCCCGUUAUCCUGGGUCCCGUCUCUUUCUUGACCCUCGCCAAGGCCGACCGUGGCCAGUCCAUCGAUCCCAUCUCCAAGCUCGAGGAGCUCCUCCCUCUCUACGUCGAGCUCCUUGCUAAGCUCAAGGAGGCCGGCGCUGAGGAUGUUCAGAUUGACGAGCCCGUCCUUGUCUUCGAUCUCCCUGCCAAGUCCAAGGCUGCUUUCAAGCCCGCCUAUGAGAAGCUCGGUGCCCUUGGUGACAAGGCUCCCCGCCUCGUCCUCGCCACCUACUUCGGUGACAUCGUUCACAACAAGGAUGUUCUUCCUGCUCUCCAGAGCCUCCACGGUAUCCACAUUGACCUUGUCCGCAACCCCGAGCAGCUCGAGACUGUCGCUGGUGCUCUCGGCCCCAAGCAGGUUCUCUCUGCUGGUGUUGUUGACGGUCGCAACAUCUGGAAGACCAACCUCAAGGCUGCUAUCGAGAAGGUUGAGCUCGCCAUCCAGAAGCUUGGCAAGGAGCGUGUCAUCGUUGCCACUUCCAGCUCUCUUCUCCACGUUCCCCACACUCUUGAGAGCGAGAAGAACUUGGAUGAUGAGGUCCGCGAUUGGUUCAGCUUUGCUGUUGAGAAGCUUUCCGAGGUUGUUGUGAUCGCCAAGGCUGUCACCGAGGGUCCUGCUGCUGUCCGUGAGCAGCUCGAGGCCAAUGCCAAGUCUGUCCAGGCCCGUGCCUCCUCCAAGCGCACCAACGACCCUGAGGUCAAGGCCCGCCAGGCUGCUGUUACCGAGGAGAUGCACAACCGCAAGUCUCCCUUCACUACUCGUAUUGCCGAGCAGACCAAGUCCAUCAAGCUUCCUCUUUUCCCUACCACCACCAUCGGAUCUUUCCCACAGACUAAGGAGAUCCGGGUCCAGCGCAACAAGUUCACCAAGGGUGAGAUCACCGCUGCUGAGUACGAGAAGUUCAUUGAGCAGGAGAUCGAGGAGGUCGUCAAGAUCCAGGAGGAGCUUGACCUGGACGUUCUCGUCCACGGUGAGCCCGAACGUAACGACAUGGUUCAGUACUUCGGUGAGCGCCUUACUGGUUACGUCUUCACCACCCACGCCUGGGUUCAGAGUUACGGAUCCCGCUGCGUGCGUCCUCCCAUUAUUGUCGGUGACAUCUCUCGUCCCGCUCCCAUGACCGUCAAGGAGUCCAAGUACGCCGUCUCGAUCUCCAAGAAGCCCAUGAAGGGUAUGCUCACUGGUCCCAUCACCUGUCUCCGGUGGUCUUUCCCCCGUGACGAUGUCCACCAGUCCGUUCAGGCUCAGCAGCUGGCUCUCGCCCUCCGUGACGAGGUUGUUGACCUCGAGGCUGCCGGUGUCAAGGUCAUCCAGGUCGAUGAGCCUGCCCUCCGUGAGGGUCUCCCUCUCCGUGCUGGCACGGAGCGUGAGAAGUAUCUCGAGUGGGCUGUCAAGGCUUUCCGCCUGUCCACUGCUGGUGUGACCGACGGUACCCAGAUUCACUCUCACUUCUGUUACUCUGAAUUCCAGGAUUUCUUCCACGCCAUCGCUGCGCUGGAUGCCGAUGUUCUGAGCAUUGAGAACAGCAAGUCUGAUGCCAAGCUGCUCAAGGUCUUCAUCGAUGAGGCUUACCCCCGUCACAUCGGUCCUGGUGUCUACGACAUCCACUCUCCUCGUGUUCCCAGCGAGCAGGAGAUCAAGGACCGUGUCGAGGAGAUGCUCCAGUACCUCCGCCCUGAGCAGCUCUGGAUCAACCCUGACUGUGGUCUGAAGACCCGUCAGUGGCCCGAGACCAAGGCUGCCCUGACCAACAUGGUCCAGGCUGCCAAGUUCUUCCGCCAGAAGCACAGCAACUAAAUUUCUUCUACAUUACUUUAAUCAACCCAAGAUUGGGGCGACAACUUUCAACCUGUCGUCUCGGAGACGCAAUCUGUCGAUUGUGGUCCAAGCA
Aspergillus saccharolyticus JOP 1030-1 is the source of this 2583-nucleotide messenger RNA. RefSeq names its product 5-methyltetrahydropteroyltriglutamate--homocysteine S-methyltransferase. NCBI's taxonomy places the organism in Eukaryota, Fungi, Ascomycota, Eurotiomycetes, Eurotiales, Aspergillaceae. The record is from RefSeq and is a predicted model, not a curated record. Gene Ontology annotation, molecular function: 5-methyltetrahydropteroyltriglutamate-homocysteine S-methyltransferase activity; zinc ion binding. The transcript is spliced from 2 exons. The coding region runs from base 165 to 2489 and encodes 774 amino acids.